AUGUGGUUAGGUGACGCAUUUUCUAAAUUACAAGGAUUGAUAAUUCCAGAAGAACAAUUGAUAUCACUCUAUCGUCACAACAGCUGUACAAUAAAACUUCAUUCGCCUUUCCAUUCCACUACAAUUGCCCAGACAGCAUUGAAAGGCAACUAUAUCACUUUUCUUCAAAAUGUACCAAACAUUGUUAAUAGUUUACUACUUACACUUGACGAUCUGUGUGAUACACUUAAAGUAAUUUUCGUCGGAGCUCAUCCUCCUGAACGCAUUCAACUUAAAAAAGUGCUCACAGCACGCAAGAAGAAAAUUAUUGAAGCAUUACGUUGGCUGAAGAAACAUAACGUACUUUAUCAAAAUGUCGAUAUAAAUCUGAAGGAUAUUGCUCAAUUAACUGAAGACGAUGUACCAGAAUGUAUUAUGUCAAUGAUAGAACAGAAAAUAGAUGAUGAAGAAAUUCAAUCUGAAAGAGCUGGAUAUAUUCCUGACUCAUUAUCCAACCUAAUAGAACGCACUACUACAGAUAGUAUUCCUAUUAGUAACAGUGGUGUUCUCGAUGUCAACGGCUCAUCAGUGUCUUCAAAUGAAAUUACUGAUUAUCUUUUGCACAAAAUUAAAAAUGACGGAACAAAGGAACAGAUGGACACCGAAAGUGUUUAUUUGAUUCCUCAUUCUUCGAAGCCUGUUGACGAAUAUUUUAAUUUAAAACUAUUCGUAGGUCUGUAUCCAACUUUAUUCUGUUAUGGACGUGGAACACCUGAAGAUCAAUCGCGUCCAGUCAAAGUAAAUUUACGAGAACACAUGCGUUAUCUGUUAUCGUACAAUGAUCGACGUUUUGAAACGAACCAUAGUUUUAUAUUUGUCGUCUUCAAUCUAUUACAACGAUGUGAUGCUUGUUUCCAUGUUCAGCUGAUCGCAACAAAACCUUACUUUCGAGUAUCUGCUGAUGAAAUUCAAUCCUUGAAAAGUGAAGAUAUUGAAAUAGCGCUCGAUAACAUUUCCAAAAAAACAUAUAGUUCGGAAUCCAGCAGUGCAUUAAAUAAAUUAUUACAUCAUAUUAAAACCAUCGGUGGUCGAGUUAUGGGUUCAGCAUAUUCACGUACGGCAUUAUGUACACGCAUUCAUGCAUUAAUCUACAAUCAGGGAUUACCAAGCAUUCUUUUAACUUUAAAUCCAGCUGAUAUUCACAGUCCCGUGGCAUUAUAUUUUGCUGGCGUCAAGUUUGAUUUGGACAAUAUUCAAAUGGAACAACUUAUGGAUAAUUACAAAAGAGCUGAAAUUAUAGCAUCUCAUCCUAUUGCUACUGCCAAAUAUUUCCAUUUAUUGAUCAGUAAUAUCUUAGAUACUAUGAUCGUUGGUGGUGUACUUGGCCCAAUAAAAGCUUACUUUGGUACCGUUGAAAGUCAAGGACGAGGUUCCCUUCAUUUGCAUCUUCUUAUUUGGCUUGAUCAUGAUAUGAAAUCAGCUGAUAUGAAAGACAAAAUUCAAAAUGCUGAUUUUCUGCCAAGAUCAUGGAAUACGCCACCACGAUUAUCCCGAGAUAACAUAUAUGCAGCUUUAAGUACAAUGGAUUUGACAGGUUUACAACAAAAUAUAUAUGGACCCAACAACAUUAUAUCAACACCGUUGAAGGAACAAUUUGUUUCAUCGAUUUUACAUGUGUCUGCAUUGCCAAAUAAACUUUUACAAACACCAACACGUAAUCAAUCAACAUUUGUUAUUAAUGCUUCGUAUAAUGAAUCAAAAGUGAUUCCAGCUUGCUUACCAACUCUAAAUCCAUCGUUACCUAAUUUUGCAUCACGAUUUCGUACAGAUGUAGUACAACUUGUUGAAGCAAGCAAUAUUCAUAAACUUAGUGAUACUUGCUAUAAAUACUGGAAUGCUAAUAAAGUUAUUGCUGAAGCCCAAGUCGACAAUGAUGCAAUCGAUCCUGUACUUUUGCCAGCAAAACAUGAUGUUCAUGGCGAAUACGAUAUGGAUGACAGCGAUGACUUACUUGAGCUAUUAGGCAAUUUAGAUGAAUAUACAACUGCUGCAGUCAAUGCCACAAGAAAAACAACAGAAAAUAAAUAUAUUGAAGAAACUAUCGAAGCAGUCGAGAACGUUGGACGAUUUAAUCAUACGACCAUGCAUUAUAAAUCUUCUUCAGAUAUAUCAAUUGAUCGUACUAAUCGACAACUUAUGCCGGUCCUUUGUGCAACACCUCAUCUUGUUCAACUCAAUACAAAAUGA
Messenger RNA from Rotaria sordida, 2226 nucleotides. Lineage: Eukaryota; Metazoa; Rotifera; Eurotatoria; Philodinida; Philodinidae. The record is from the annotation of a GenBank genome assembly.